AUGGCGGCCUCUCCCCUUCGACACGGAUCUCCCCGCGACACCGAGGUCUCGGUCUCGCCCGCCUUCUCCCAGAUGGGAUCCGACGACCUGCACUCGGAGCUCGCCACCAGCGUCUCGAGCGCCCUCAGCACCGUCCGCAUCCGCUCGCACAAGGCCAACUUUGACCUCAACAUCCCCAUCGACCCCAGCGCCUCGGUCAACUACUUUGCCCUCGAGUCAAUCAAGGCCGACUUCGAGCGUCACCUUCUCGCCGCAGCAAGCGCCGAGUCCGACGCCGCCCCGGCUCCGGCUGAGGCCGAGGCCGAGCAGUCAAAGGCGACCUCGGCCGACCAGGCCCUCUUCCUGGCCAGCUUCCUGCGCUUCCUGGCCGAGCGCAUCGCCGCCGGCAACGACCAGGGCCGCGGGUUCGCCUCGGAGCUCUCGCUGCUCUGGGCCUCGUGGAAUCAGUUCCACUCCGAGUUUCUCGGCCCGAGCGCCGACAUCCACAGCUUUGCCCUCUCGCUCGGGCUCGAACGCCGCCAGCAGCUGCUGCGAGCCUACUUUGAGGCCUACGCCGCCCUCGAGGCCGGCCACUUUACGCCCCAGCUCCGGCGACCGCGGCUGCUGGAAGAGGCCAAGGCCAAGACGAUCGAGAUCUACGCCGUCUUUGGCGGUCAGGGCAACAACCGCGGCUACCUCGACGAGCUUCAGGAGCUUUACGAGACCUACCGCCCGCUCGUCCAGCCCCUGCUGGUGGCGGCUGAGGGUCGCCUCUGCCAGCUGGCGCGCAGCGUCGCCAGCCCCGAUGGCACGCCCCACGCGCUCUACCAGCACGGGUACCGGCUGCUCUCGUGGAUCGACGGCACGGGCCAGCGCCCGCCCGCCGACUACCUGACGGCCAACCCCAUCAGCGGGCCCAUGCUCUUCCUCACGCAGCUCACCCAGUACUAUGCCACGUGCCGCUCGAUUGGCAUGACGACGGCCGAGGUGCGCGACUGCUUCGCCGCCUGCUCGGGCCACAGCCAGGGCAUCAUCGCCGCCACCGUGUUUGCCAGCGCGGGCGGCAACGACGAGUUCAUCCGACGCACCGUCGGCACGCUCGACCUCCUCUUCCAGCUCGCCUUCCACGCCGUCAGCGCCACUGCCUGCGACGAGGUGGAGCCCGAGAUGCAGGCCGAGGCCGUCGAGGCGGGCCACGACAUCCCUACGCCCAUGCUCCUCGUCAACGGCCUCGAGCGCUCCUUCCUCGAGCCGAGGGUGGCGGCGUGCAACGCCUACCUCGAUGCCGACCGCCAGAUCUACUUUUCCCUCGUCAACGGGCCCACCACCGUCGUCCUCACGGGCGACCCGCGCGCGCUGAUGGGCCUCAUCCGCGAGCUCGCCCCGCUCUGCGCCUCGCCCAAGCUCGACCAGACCAAGGUGCCCUCGGCCAAGCGCAAGCCGACCUUCAAGAUGCGCUUCCUGCCCGUCGACCUGCCCUACCACGCGCCCUACCUCGAAGGGGUGGCGCCCGCCGCCAUCGAGGCCGCUGCGAUCAGGUGGUCGCCCAAAGACCUCGUACUCCCGGUCUUCAGCACCUACGACGGCAGCGACCUGCGCAGCCUGCCCGACGACGGCCUGGUGUCCAACCUCUGCGACCAGCUGCUGACGCUGCCCGUACACUGGCAAGACGCCAUCGACCUGCCGCCGAGCGCGACUCACAUCGUCGACUUCGGCACGGGCGGCCUCUUUGGCAUCGGCGGCAUCACUGCCAGGAACCUUCAGGGCCGUGGCAUCCACACGAUGAUCGUCAGCGGCACCCACCCGGCCAGCGCCGACUUUUACCGCGUCGAUGGCGUGCCCCGCGAGUCGCGAUGGGACAACGCAUUCCAGCCCAAGCUGGUCAAGACCAGCGCCGGCAAGCUGCUGCUCGACACGCCCAUGUCUCGCCUGCUUGGCCGCCCUCCGAUCAUGGUCGCUGGCAUGACGCCGACCACGGUCAGCGCCAAGCUCAACGCCGCUGUCCUCAAUGCCGGCUACCACAUCGAGCUGGCCGGCGGAGGUCUCUACAACGAGAAGGCGCUGCGUGCGCGCGUGGCCGAGAUCCAGUCGAUGACCGAGCCCGGACACGGCCUGACGCUCAACUCGCUCUACAUCAACCAGCGCCAGUGGGCGGUGCAGCUGCCGGCGUGGAUCCAGAUGCGCCGCGAGGGACUCCCGCUCGAGGGCUUCUGUGUCGCCGCCGGCAUUCCAACCCCGCAGAAGGCCGAGGAGCUUCUCACGUCGCUGCGCGAGGCUGGCAUCCGCCACGUCAGCUUCAAGCCGGGAAGCCUGGCGGGCAUCCAGCAGGUGUGCAAGAUCGCCGCUCAGAACCCGGACAUGGGCAUCCUGCUCCAGUGGACUGGCGGACGGGCGGGUGGCCACCACAGCGCCGAGGACUUCCACCAGCCCAUCCUGGCUUCCUACGGCCUCAUCCGCCGCCAGCCCAACCUCGUGCUGGUCGCCGGCUCCGGCUUCACCUGCGACGACGACGUGUGGCCCUACCUGAGCGGAGAGUGGAGCGUCGAGCGCGGCGCCUCGCCCAUGCCGUUUGACGGCGUGCUGUUCGGCAGCCGCAUCAUGACGGCGCGCGAGGCUGGCACCUCGCUCGGCGUCAAGCAGCUCAUCGCCCAGACGCCCGGAUGCACCGACGCCGAGUGGCAGGGCACCUACGACAAGCCCACCGGCGGCAUCUUGACAGUCAACAGCGAGAUGAACGAGCCCAUCCACCAGAUCGCCAACCGCGCCACGAUGCUGUGGGCCGAGCUGGACCGCGAGUGCUUCUCGCUGCCGUCCAAGGAAAAGCAGCUCGCCUACCUCGCCAAGAACAAGACCCGGCUGAUCGGAAGGCUCAACCGCGACUUCCAGAAGGUGUGGUUCGCCCAGAACAAGGACGGCGUGCCGCAGCUCGACGUCGCCGACAUGACGUACGAGGAGGUGUGCGUCCGCAUGCUCUCGCUCCUCUUUGUCCGCGACCAGGCCCGUUGGAUCGACCGCAGCCACCGCACCCUCUUCGGCGACUGGUGCCGCCGCGUCGAGGAGCGGUUCGCCCUCUCGGCCUCGGGCAAGCCCGUCGGCGAGACACGCUCCGCCGGCCGCUCGUACCGCCUGCAGAGCUACACCGACCUCGACACCGACCCGCACAGGUGCCUCGAGCGCCUGAUGGCCUUCUACGGCCACGCUCGGACCACCCAGCUCACCGCCGAGGACGCCGCCUUCUUCCACGCCCUAUGCUGGCGCGCUGGGCAGAAGCCGCCGCCGUUCAUCACGCGCUUCGGCGAAGACUUUGCCACCCAGUUCAAGAAGGACUCGCUCUGGCAGGCCGAGGACCUCGACGCCGUCGUCGACCGCGACCCGCAGCGCGUCUGCAUCCUUCAGGGCCCCAUCGCCGUCCGAGGCCAGUCGACGGUCGACGAGCCGGUCGCCGACGUGCUCGGCUCGGUCGAGGCCGGCCUGAUCGCCAAAGUCCUCGACCGCUUCUACGGCGGAGACGUCUCCCGGGUGCCCGAAGUCGAGUACCUCGAUCGCGCCCUCUUUGGAAAGCGUUCUGAGCAUGCCGGGCUCCUGCCUCCGCACGAGGUCGCUACCCUUGGCUCGACGGUCGUCAAGACGUUCAAGGCAGACCGUGCCCGCACCGCCCCCGUCGAGGCCUGGCUCGCCUCUCUGGCGGGCAAGGAGACGGGAUGGCUGCGCGCGCUGCUCUGCAGUGGCAGCGUGGUCCGCGGCAAGAACGUCGUCGCCAACCCGAUGGCGAGCCUCCUGCGCCCGCGCGCAGGCAUGACGGUCGAGGUCACCGAGUCGACCGCCGGCGAACCGGUCCGUCUCUCGGCGUUCGGCGCCGCUCGAUCCUACGGCGACCACGACGAAGGCUUCCAGACGCUCGAGGUGGCCCGCUCGGCGUCGGCUGCCGACGAGAUCGACGUCACCGUCUUCGAGGAGCGGCUAGGCGAGGCGGUCCCGCUCCACCUCCGCUUCGCGUACCGCCCCGACCAGCCCUGGGCGCCCCUCCACGAGAUCGAAGAGGGCCGCAACGACCGGACCAAGCGCUUCUUCUGGAAGAUGUGGUUCGACGCCGAGAUGCCGCCCGCCUCGCAGCUGUCGCCGACCGCCACCUUCACCAGCCAGCCCAAGGCGCUCGAGCCCGAGGCGAUCAAGAGCUUCUGCGACGUCGUCGGAGCCCGCUCCAAGGCGUACGCCUCAGGUCAGGCGCCGAUGGACUUUGCCAUCGCCGCGGGCUGGGAGGCCAUCAUGCAGGCGGCCGUGGCCAGCUGCGAUGCCGACCUCCUCUCGCUGGUCCACCUGAGCAACGAGUUCCGCAUGCUCGGUACCAGCGCAGGCGGUGCGGCGCUCCAGGCCGGCGACGUCUGCAUCGCCGAGGCGCGCGUCGUCAGCAUCCGCAACUCGGACACGGGCAAGACGGUCCGCGUCGCGGCCGACAUCUCGAGGCAGCGCAACGGCGCCGCGUUCGAGCCCGUCUUCCGCGUCACGUCCGAAUUCUUCUACCGCGGCAGCUACGCCGACUUCGACCGGUGCUUUGAGCUGUCCGAGGACGACUAUGCCGUGACGAUCUCGAGCAGCGCCGACCUCGCCAUCCUCCGGGCCAAGGAGUGGCUCGAGUGGACCGCCGACGCCGAGCCCAUGCAGGGCGCCAAGCUGCGAUUCCGCUUCCGCACCGACGCCAAGCACCGCGACUCGACCACCUUCCGCUCGCUCGACGUGACGGGCAGCGUGCUCGAGGAGCGCGCCGAGCUGGGCGGCGACCUCGUCGAGGUGGCGCGCAUCGACUACUCGGCCGACGCCCCCUCGGUCGGCAACCCGGUCCUCGACUAUGUCCGCCGCUUUGGCCGCGAUGCUACCGACGAUGCGGUCCCGCUCGACACUGCCUACGAGCUGGGCCAUGCCAAGUCGGUGCGCACCUUCUACGCGCCCGCAUCCAACGAGGCCUACUCGCGGGCGUCGGGCGACUUCAACCCGAUCCACGUCAACCCGUACUUUGCCUCGCUCGCCGGCCUGCCGGGCACCAUCACCCACGGCAUGUUCACCUCGGCGGCCACCCGCCGCUUUGUCGAGGCCAUCGCUGCCGACGGCGACCCCGCCCGCUGCACCUCGUUCACCGCCGAAUUCUCCGGCAUGGUGCUGCCCGGCGACCGCCUGUCGGCCACGCUGAGCCACGUCGCGAUGCGCCGCGGCGAAAAGGUCAUCAGCGUCCGCCUCGUCAACCAGCGCGACGAGACGGUGCUGGUCGGCGAGGCCCAGGUGCGGCAGCCGACCACCGUCUACGUCUUUACGGGCCAGGGCUCGCAGACCCAGGGCAUGGGCAUGGACCUCUACGCCUCUAGCGACGUCGCCCGCGCCAUCUGGGACGAGGCCGAGGAGCACCUCUACGGCUCGCUCGGCAUCAGCAUCAUCGAGAUCGUCCGCGAGAACCCCAAGAGCAAGACAGUCUUCUUUGGCGGUGCCAGCGGACAGAGGAUCCGCAGCACCUACAUGGCCAUGGACUACGUCACCACCGACUCGUCCGGCAACCCGGUCCGCCGGCCCAUGUUCCCUUCGAUCACGCGCACCACGCGCUCGUUCACCUUUGAGUCGCCCAAGGGCCUCCUCUUCGACACGCGCUUCGCCCAGGUGGCGCUCGUCCUGUUCGAGCUGAGCGCCUUCCGCGACGCCCAGCACCGCGGCCUGAUCGUCGACGACGCCCCCUUUGCCGGACACUCGCUCGGCGAGUAUGCCGCCCUCGCCUCGGUCGGCGGCAUGAUGCGGCUCAGGGACCUCGUCGAUGUCGUCUUCUUCCGCGGCCUGACGAUGCAGAAUGCCGUCCCGCGCGACUCGCAGGGCCGCUCCAGCUACGGCAUGGUGGCCGUCGCCGCAGCCAAGGCGUUCGCCAAGGGUGGUCCUGUGGCCCCCGACGCCGCGCUCGCUUCAAUCGUCGACCUCGUCGGUCGCCGCAGCGGCGAGCUGCUGCAGACGGUCAACUUCAACGUGGCCGAGCAGCAGAGCGUCGUCGCCGGCCACGAGGUGGCCCUGUGGGCCAUGGGCUCCGUGCUCGACCGCGUCGGCAAGCGCGUCGGUCCCAACGUCGAAAGCUACGCCGAGUCGGCCGACGUCAUCGCGCUCGUCGAGGACGCCGUCUCCGAGGCCAAGCGUCUUGCCGCUCACGGCUCGGUGCCCCUCGAGCGCGGGCUCGCCACCAUCCCCCUGGCGGGCAUCGACGUCCCCUUCCACUCGCGCUUCCUCGAGAGCGGCAUCCCGCCCUUCCGCGCCUUCCUCCAGCAGCGCCUCCGCAGCGAGAUGGUCCACCCCGACAAGCUGGUGGGACGCUACAUCCCCAACCUCACCGCAUCGCCCUUUGCCCUCUCGCGCGAGUAUGUCGAGCGCAUCCACGACCAGACCGGCUCCGCCGUCCUCGAGCGCGUGCUGGCCGACUGGGACUCGAUCUCGGCGCCCGGCGGCGCCCAGGAGCUGGCGGCCACCAUCGUCGUCGAGCUGCUCACCUACCAGUUUGCCUCGCCCGUCCGCUGGAUCGAGACGCAGGACAUUUUCUUCCGCGACGUCAACUUUGCCCGCCUGGUCGAGUUUGGCCCGGGCCCCAUCCUGGUGGGCAUGGCCAACCGGACGCUGGCGGGCCGCUACCUACGCAGCGACCGCACCCUCGGCGUCGAGCGCAAGAUGCUUUGCUCGAGCAAGGACCACGAUGCCAUCGGCUACGUCCACUCCGCGCCUGCGGCCGCUGCCGACGACGAAGGCCCUGCGAAGGCAUCCUCCCCCGCGCCUGCUCCGACUCCGGCUCCGGCACCCGCUGCUCCGGUCGUCGCGGCGGCUCCUGCCGCCCCCGUCGAGGCCGUCGAGGUGGCCGAUGCUCCCCUUGACCCCGUCGUCACCCUCAAGGCCAUCCUGGCACAGAAGAUGAAGCUGGCCUCGAGCGAGGUCGCCUCGUCCAAGACCAUCAAGAGCAUGACUGGCGGCCGCUCGACGCUCCAAAACGAGAUCAUUGGCGACCUGCAGCUCGAGUUCUCGGAGCUGCCGGACCGCAGCGAGGACCUCAGCAUCGAGGAUCUCGGCAAGGCGCUCCAGCCGGGCUACAGCGGCACGCUGGGCAAGUACACGACCGCGCUCGUGGCCCGCCUGGUGACGAGCAAGAUGCCCGGUGGGUUUGGCCUCUCGGCCAUCAAGGCGCAGGCCAACAAGAACUGGGGCCUCGGACCCGGCCGCACCGACGCGCUGCUCCUCGAGGCCAUCACGCGCGAGCCGGCGCAGCGCCUGCCCAACGAGGCCGAGGCGACCAAGUGGCUCCAGACGUCGGGCGGCGCGGCUGGAGGCGCCGUCGUCAGCAGCCAGGAGCUGCUGCUGCUGCAGGCCAAGCAGGAGGCCCACGCCCAGAAGCAGAUCCAGGCGCUGCAGGACUACCUUGGCGUCGACGUCGACCUGUCGAAGCGCGCCCAGGAGGGUGUGCAGGAGCACCUGGAGCGAGUGACGCGGAUGUUUGACGACAUCCUCGCCGAGCACGGCGACUCGUACACCAACGGCAUCCAGGGCAAGUUUGAGCCGCUCCACGCUCGCCACUACGAGAGCUACUGGAACUGGUCGAGGCAGAACGUGGCGCUCCUCUUCGCCGACCUGCUCUCGGGCAAGAUCGACGACAGCGAUGCCGAGCUGGCAACCCGCUGCAUCGCCCUCGUCAACCAGCUCGACGGACCCGCACCCCUCGAGCACGAGCGGAGGCGACUCGAGGCCGCCUCUGGGCCUGGCAAGGCGCUGGCCCUCCGCGUCUGCGAGCUGCUCCUCGCCUGCCGCUUCGAUGGACCCAGCCGCUACCAGGACGCCCGCGCGCCCCUGGGCCCGAGCACCUCGCUCGACGCGCGCGGCAACACCGUCUACAAGGAGGUGCCCCGCGCCGGGCUCGCCUCGCUGGAAGACUACGUGCUGCAGAUGGCUUCGAGCGGGCGCUACCGCUCGACGGCUGCGGCGCCGCGUACGCUGGAGCUGGUCCAACAGAAGACCGUCUCGACCGACUCAACGGCCGAGAGGUCGGCGAUCUCGUUUAGCACCGCCGACGGGCAGGCGCCCUGGCUUCGCGCGGCGCGCAAGGAGCGAGCCUCGUGGCUCUUUGACGAGGAGCUGACGCAGCUCUACCUCGACGGCCUGCUCGACCUGGCCAAGCACGGGCGGUCGUACCACGGCCUCAACGUGCUCGUCACCGGCGCCGGAAAGGGCUCGAUCGCCGCUGAGAUGGUCAAGCGCCUCCUUUCGGGCGGCGCCCGCGUCAUCGUCACCACCUCGAGCUUCUCGCCCAAGAAGGCGCAGGAGUUCCAGAAGCUCUACCGCGAGUGGGGUGGCCGCGGCUCGCGGCUGACGGUGGUGCCCUUCAACCAGGCUUCGCGCAAGGACGUAUCGGCCGUCGUCGAGUACGUCUAUUCGACGCUCAAGGUCGACAUCGACGUCCUGGUGCCGUUCGCCGCCAUCUCGGAGAACGGACGGCAGAUUGACGGCAUCGACGACCAGAGCGAGCUGGCCCACCGCAUCAUGCUGACCAACGUCGUCCGGCUGAUGGGCGCCAUCAAGACGCACAAGUCGGCGCGCAGGCUGCACAACCGACCCACUCAGGUCAUCCUCCCGCUCUCGUUCAACCACGGCGUCAUCGGCAACGACGGCCUCUACGGCGCCAGCAAGAUCGGCCUCGAGACGCUGCUCAACUCGGUGCGCUCCGAAGACUGGUCCGACUACCUCUUUGUCACGGGCGCCAACAUCGGCAUCUGCCGCGGCACCGACCUGAUGGCCGACCUCGACGUCGUCGCCGAGGGCCUCGAGCGCGACCUUGGCCUGCGCACCUUCAGCACCCACGAGAUGGCCUUCAACCUCAUGGGCCUCCUCGACCCCGACUUUGCCGCCGCCAACCAGAUCGAGCCCGUCAUGCUCGACCUGACCGGCGACGCGAGCCAGGUCAAGAACAUCUCGUACCACAUGCGUUCCAAGACGGCCGCGGCCCAGCAGGCGUCCGAGAUCCGCCGCUCCCUCAUCGCCGAGAGCUCCAACGAGUUCGCCGUCACAAAGGGGCACGCGGCCGCCGACCUCCACCGCACCGCCCAGCUCCAGCCGCGCGGCCUGUCCAAGUUCGCCUACCCCGAGGUCGGCUCGCACGAGCUCAACCAGGCUAUCGCCCGCAGCGAGGGCCCGCUCGACCUCGACCAGGUCAUCGUCGUCACCGGCUUCGCCGAGGUCGGGCCCUGGGGAUCCUCGAGGACCCGCUGGGAAAUGGAAGUUGACGGCGCCUUUAGCGUCGAGGGCCUGAUCGAGAUGGCCUGGCUGACGGGCAAGAUCCGCCACUUUGACGGCAAGCUCGCGUCGGGCAAGGCCUACGUCGGCUGGGUCGACGCCAAGACGGGCGAGCCGGUGCACGACUCCGAGGUGCGGGCGCGGUACGAGAAGCAGAUCCUCGAGCACGCCGGCAUCCGCCUCGUCGAGCCCGAGCUGCUGCGCGGCUUCGACCCGGACCGCAAGGGUUACACGCAGGAGGUCCAGCUCAACCACGACCUCGAGGCGCUCGAGGUGUCUGCGUCCGAGGCGGCCAAGUACAGGCUGCAGCACGGCGACAACGUGGCCAUCUGGGAGGACCCGGCGACGGGCAGCUGGUACAUGCGGCUCAAGAAGGGCGCCAGCAUCCUGCUGCCCAAGGCCGUCCGCUUCGACCGCCGCGUAGCUGGCCAGCUGCCCACCGGCUGGUCGGCGGCGCGCUACGGCAUCCCGGACGACAUUGUGGCCCAGACCGACGAGACGGCGCUCUACGCGCUCGUCUGCGUCGCCGAGGCGCUCGUCGAGGCGGGCAUCGACGACCCCUACGAGCUCUUCAAGCACGUCCACGUCUCCGAGGUGGGCACCUGCCUGGGCUCGGCCAUGGGCGGCCUCAACUCGCUCAGCAAGAUGUUCCGCGACCGCCGCAACGACGUUGAGGUGCAGAACGACAUCCUCCAGGAGACCUUCAUCAACACCGUCGCCGGCUGGAUCAACCUGCUGCUGGUCUCGUCGUGCGGGCCCAUCACGCCCACGGUGGGCGCGUGCGCCACGGCGCUCCAGUCGCUCGACGUGGCCGCCGAGACGAUCCGCUCGGGCAAGGCCAAGAUCAUGGUCGCCGGAGGCUACGAGGGCCUCUCGGAGGAGAGCAUGUUCGAGUUUGCCCAGAUGAAGGCGACGGCGUCGUCCGACGACGCCUUCCAGGCGGGCCUCGGUGCCUCGGAGAUGUCCAAGCCCAUGACGAGCGGCCGCAGCGGCUUCGUCGAGAGCAUGGGCUGCGGCGUCCAGAUUGUCAUGAGCGCGGCCACGGCGCUCGCGAUCGGCGCGCCCAUCAACGGGAUCCUCGCCUUUUCGCGCACCGCCUCGGACCGCCAGGGCCGCUCGAUCCCGGCACCCGGCCAGGGCGUGCUGUCGACGGCGGCGCCGCUCAAGCGCGCGCUCGCGUCGUGGGGGCUCGGCGGCGACGACGUCGGCGUCAUUUCGAUGCACGGCACCUCGACCAAGGCCAACGACCGCAACGAGUCGGACGUGUACCACAAGCUGCUACAGCGCAUCGGUCGCACGCCGGGCAACGCGGUACCGGCCAUGGCGCAAAAGUGGCUGUGCGGCCACGCCAAGGGCGGUGCGGCGGCGUUGGCCAUCAACGGGCUGAUGCAGAGCAUCAACAGCGCCACGGUGGCGGGCAACCGCAACGCCGACGACAUUGCCGCCGAGCUGCGCCGGUUCGACUACCUCAUGUACCCGUGCACGUCGCUGGCGCGAACGCGGACCGACCUGCACGCGGGGCUGGUGACGUCGUUUGGCUUUGGGCAGGUCGGCGGCGCGGUGCUGGUGCUGCACGGCUCGCACCUGCUGGGCCGGCUGUCGCGCGACGACUUCGAGGCGUACCUCUCCCGGCGCGAGCGGCGCCAGGCCAUCACGUUCCGGCGGAUGCAGUCGCUCCUCGUCAAGGGCGACCUGGUGCGCAUCAAGGAGCACGCGCCGUACCCAGCCGAGCUCGAGUCCGAGGUGCUCCUCGACCCCGAGGUGCGCGCCGAGAGGAUCGGCGACUCGUAUGGCUUCCGUCUGCCGCUCGUCACCGCCGGCGGCGACGGGCGGGCAGUCGAGGAGGCGGCGUAG
This is a messenger RNA of Pseudozyma flocculosa PF-1, 11121 nucleotides long. It is a transcript of the gene fas2, whose product is annotated as fatty acid synthase. Gene Ontology annotation, molecular function: fatty acid synthase activity; holo-[acyl-carrier-protein] synthase activity; enoyl-[acyl-carrier-protein] reductase (NADH) activity. The record is from RefSeq and is a predicted model, not a curated record. The transcript has 4 exons. Lineage: Eukaryota; Fungi; Basidiomycota; Ustilaginomycetes; Ustilaginales; Ustilaginaceae. Gene Ontology annotation, cellular component: fatty acid synthase complex. Bases 1 to 11121 code for a protein of 3706 amino acids. Gene Ontology annotation, biological process: long-chain fatty acid biosynthetic process.